Staurois parvus is the source of this 336-nucleotide messenger RNA. Lineage: Eukaryota; Metazoa; Chordata; Amphibia; Anura; Ranidae. The record is from the annotation of a GenBank genome assembly.
CACUGGUGGGUGGCACUGGUGGGCACAGGUGGGUGGCACUGGUGGGCACAGGUGGGUGGCACUUCUGGGCACAGGUGUGUGACACUGCAGAGUGGCACAGGUGGGUGCACUGCUGGGCACAGGUGGGUGCACUGCUGGGCACAGGUGGGUGAUCUGCUGGGCACAGGUGGGCAGAACUUGCGGGUGGCACUGCUGGGCACCGAUCAUCAGGGCACUGAUCAUCAGUGCCCUGAUGAUCGGUGCCGAUCCUCGCUCUGACAACUGCCGGUUCUCGGCAGUACUUUCCUCACAAUCUGACAGCGUGAGGAAAGUGCAGCCGAGAACCGGCACUUGCAU